Adineta steineri is the source of this 1665-nucleotide messenger RNA. NCBI's taxonomy places the organism in Eukaryota, Metazoa, Rotifera, Eurotatoria, Adinetida, Adinetidae. The record is from the annotation of a GenBank genome assembly.
AUGGCUACGCGAUCUUCAUCAUCGUCACGAACUCGAAAUACUUCAGCAACAAGUUCUAGUGGUUUAAAUCUGUCCCGUGCUCAAGAAAAAGAACAAUUAGAAACACUUAAUAAUCGUUUGGCUGUUUAUAUUGAUACUGUACGACGUUUAGAACACGAUAAUAGAGAAUUAAAAAGUGUUAUUGAAUCAUAUACUGAUACAUAUGAAGUUGAAACAUCGAAAGUUAAAUUAUUAUAUGAACGUGAACUUGAAGAUGCAAAAAAAUUAAUUGAAGAACUUGCAAGAGAUAAAACACGUUUAGAAAUUGGAGCUGAGAAAGCUGAUGCUGAAGCACAAGAUGCAUUAGCUAGACUUGCUCGUAAAGAACGUGAUCUACGUUCUGCUGAAGGUCGACUUAAACAAUAUGAAACCGAAAUUGCUGAAUUAAAAGCACGUAAUGAAGCACUUGUCUAUGAUAAUAAUCGAAAAACAGAUGAUAAUGCAAAUCUACGUGGUCAUAAUGGUGAUCUUGAAAAGCAAGUAAAUGCAUUGAAACGUCAACUUGAAUCUGAAACUCUUCUUCGUAUUGAUCUUGAAAAUAAAAAUAAAACAUUACGUGAAGAAUUACAAUUCAAUCAAGAAGUCCAUGACACAGCUAUUGAUGAAAUUCGCCGACACAAACGUGUAGAAGUAAGAUCAUUUGACGAUGGAUUACGUCAACAAUAUGAUGAUCGUUUAUUACACGAAUUACAACAAUUACGUACGCAAACUGAUCAAGAAAUGCAAGCAUUACGCGAUGAUAUAGCUUCACAAUAUGAAAAAAAAAUUGAAAACUUAGAAAAUUCAAUUCGUCGAAAUGCUGAUCAAGUUGGUUCAUAUAGAACUGAUGUAUCAUCCUAUCGUGAACGUAUUGAAGAUAUAACAAAAUCUCGUAAUGCUUUAAAUGAUAAAGUAUCAUUUCUCGAACAACGUUGUCGUGAUUUGGAAGAUCGUCUUCAUCGUUCACAACAACGACAAGAUGAAGUAUUAGCUGAACGUGAAGAUGAAUUACAACGUUUAAAAUUACAAAUUGAACAAAUGCAAAUUGAUUAUCAAAAUUUACUUGAUAUUAAAAUUGGUCUCGAUCGAGAAAUUGCAACAUAUAGAAAAUUACUUGAGUCCGAAGAAGAACGACUUCAUAUAUCUGGUAAUUCAUCUCGUAUUAGCAGUAGUGGUAGUGAUAUUUUAUAUUCAGAUAUUGCUAGUACAACAGCAACAUCGACUCGUGCAUUUGAUAAUCGUUCACAUGCAUCACGUAAACGUCCUCGUUAUGAUUCCGUUGAACGCCCAUCAGUAAAUACACAAUUACUUGAUGGUAUUAAUAUAAUUGAUGAUGAAAGUUCACAUCCAAAAUUUGUUCAAUUAAUCAAUAAUUCAGCUCGCGAAAUGGCUAUAAGUGGUUGGGUACUUAAACGUAAAGUUGGUUCACAAUCAUAUGAAUAUAAAUUUCCAAGAGGAAUGGUUUUAAAAGCUGGUGCAACAACAACAAUCUGGAGUUCGGAUGUCAAUGAUAUCUCUGUUGAUCCACCAACGAAUUUAAAAUUACGUACAAAUAAAUGGUUUACAACUACGAAUGAAAGUAAAAAGACAAUUUUAGAAGAUACAGAUGGACACGUCGUUACGGAAAAGACAGUUACCGUCAAAUAA